UUGCUAAAACAUGGUUACUGUAGAACACCACCAUCAAAAUAGCUCUGCUUCGCCACCGCAUGAACAAAGUACGACAGCAGAACAACCUAUUGAAAUGGCCCAUAAUCAAGUCGCAGUUCUAAGCCAGGAAGCCAGUAAUGCUGCGAUAGGAGGGAAUCUUGCAAAAAUAGGACAGGAAACAGUCAGAAGUGCUGUCAGUCAACGGUCUAUAGACUUGAAAAUUUCCAAGAAGACACCCACAGCUCAAGACAUCACGCGAAAAGUUAUGAAAUUGGAUUUGGUAUCAACCAAAGACGGCGAUGAGUUGGAUAUUAUGUCGCCAAAGUCGCCAGUAGCAGGUGUACGCUUGUCACAACAGACAUCUCUAACAUCUUCAGUGGAUGUAGAAGACCGUAAAACUCUCCGUGAGGCCUUAUACCAAGGAAUAUUUCAUCGUCAUCGCCGAACUAUAUUUGCCGUUGGCAGCUUCUUGCGUAUGUUACGAAGUCGCAAUUCCCAAUACAACACAAUUCGAAGUUCGUCUGAAGGUGAAGAUAUCAACGAAGCUAGAUAAAAUUAAAUAAUUGUUCAUAAGUGGCUACACACAUGUUAAUUAAAAACAAACUAUACGUCAAAAUGUUAAAAACAAAAACAAAACCAGUUAAACAACAAAGAAACAUAUUUAAAACACAUUAAAAGUUAUAUACUACUAAUAUUCUAUUAAAAUUAAUUUUAUUUAACAAUUUAUAUUAAUAUAAUUAAACAUUUUAAAAAUGUAUGUAUAUGUUUCGUAAAAAUUAUAACUAAAAAAUUGUAUUUCUAAGCAAAAUAUUAUUAUUACAAAAUAAAACAAAAUAAGCACUGUGCUUUAAAUUUUAUUUGGUAUUGCAAUAAUUUUAAGCACGUUAACAAAGCUUGGCUCGAUAAGGUUUUUAGAAAAAUAAGCUAAAAUGAUAAAAAGAAACGAGUGGAACAAAUAUUAUUUUUAUUUUUAAAUUAAAAAAAAGGUAAAUUAUAUUCAGAGUGUUUUCGAUUUAAGGUUUAACUUUGUUACGAAAUUUAUCUUGGAUUUUCAUUUAAGUCGAAAAAAAUGUUCAUGGAAAUUUAUUUAAUCCCUAUUUACAGAAGAACUACAAGCGGAAAGAAAAAAAAUAAAAAUGAUCUGAUAAGUAAGAUAUUAAUAAUUAUCAAAACUCCAUAUUUGGGUAGAAAAUAGUUAUGUACAUUAUUUGUUGUGAACAUUUUGUUUUUGGAAAAAAUGAUCUCAUUUCAUGUUUUUCAUUUAAAUUUCAAAAAUCUGAUCACAAUUCCAUUCUCAUAAAAAAACUGAGACUGACGUUUUUUCGAUUUGCCCGUAAAUCUUACAUAAUGUACAUAAUUAGGACCGAAUUAUGGUGGUAGAUUAUUAUUUGUUAAUAUCAAAAUUGUACUAUUAUAGUUCUUAUGUCUUUGGUUAAUAAUACAUUAUAUACAAAAUUAACGGACAAAUUAUUUUGGUACCAAAAUGUUUAUAUAACAGUCUUAUUUAUCUUAAUUAACUGGAGGAUAUUUCAUCAAAAAAGUUUACAUAGACUAAAUAUAUAAAAUAGACAUCUUUGUUCGUUGGAUGCUUUUAUGAGAAUUUUGUAAUCUUCUCAGUGAACACAAUAUGUGAUAUGAUUAAGCCCGAUUGAUAAAAAGUAUGUAUGGUAAUGUAUUGUAUUAUUUAGGGUUAUCUUAAAAAAGGUUUUAGUUUAAUUAACCUGCUUGUAGGACAGGUUUCACUUUUGAAAUUUGACAAUUUAGAACUACGCUAUUACGUUCCACAUUAGGGUUGAGUUCAAAAAUGCAACUAUAGUUGCAAAAAGGCUAUAAAAAAAGUUUGACAGAAUUAAUUAAUUUUUUUCUAUGAGUUACGCGGGUUUUAGGUUGUUAGUGUCUUAACAAAGUUCUUUCAAAAUAUCAAAAAAAAAAUGUUUUAUUAGCACUUAUUUUAAAUGUUUUGAAUGGAACAAAGUGAAAAUAUUAUAUUUCAAUUUAUUAAUAACAAAUCAUUUUAUUUUUUGCCAAAAAUUUAAUAAAUAUUCAAUUAUUUUACCUACUCAUCUUGUUCUGACAUUUUCCUGCAGAGCGACAACAGAAAUAAAAUGACUGCAGGUUUGAUCGCAUUUUAGCUGUCAGACUGCUUUUUUGAACAGAGUUACCGACUGCAGUAAUGCAGGGUUUAUACAUUUAUGAACGCAAAUCUUGCAUUACUGCUGCAUUUUUUACAUUAAUGAACUUACCCAAGAUGUACGAAAAAAUCGAUAUUUCGAAAGUAAAGUUUCCUGAUCGUAUAAUUCCUGGAGAGGCGAUCAGAAUUGGCCUCUUAGAGGAACUAUGUUCAAAUAUUAAAACUGGAUUAAUACAGAUACAGAGCAAUUUAUUUUUCCGUUUCGAAAGUGGUAAAGCUCAAUAAGACACAGCGAUACGUUUUUAAUGAACCUUUUUAUUUUAUUAUAAAGCUAAAACUUCGUAUGAGAAACAGUAUCAUUCAAUUAGCCUCCUUUCUUGAAGCUUAAACCUUUUCUUCUUCCUUAUUCGAAUAUUGUAGUUAGAUAUUUAUGUAGUUAGUUUUAUUGAAAUAAUUAUGUAAUUGUAAUUUAAAUAAAAUUUAAAAGGAAACCCAAAAUAUAUAGGUACAUGUCAAUUAUGUUUCAAAAAUAAUACCUAAUUAGUAUAUUAAUUGACUUUUUUCAAAACAAAGAUCUCAGAAUAGGAAGUAAUUUUAUAAAUUUUAUACAAAUCGAAAAACAUGAAGGCCCAAAAUUAAUGGAGUAAUUGCUGAAGGAAGCUUUCAUUUACGUUUGAAGAUCCUUUCUAAAGUUGAAAAAAAAAACAAUAAUAACAAUAAUUGAUUCCAACACAUCAGAAAGUAAUUAAAAACAAUAUUUAAAAACCCAUAGAUUGAAUUUUAUUGGCUUAAUAAAUAAAAUUGUUUAGUUAAAUUCGAUUAGUUUCAGAGGAGAAUAAACAAAAAUUAAAAAAAUUUCAAAUACUGUAUGUUUAUUGAAAGUUGUGUUGAAAAAUGUAGAAUGAUAUCAAAAACAAUUUUUGCUGAAUUUUGUUACUCAUUUUUUGAAUGUUUCCGAAAAUUACGAAAGUUGGGAACUCUUAUGCAAUUUUAAGAAUAAUUGCAAAAACUACACGAACCAAAUAAGACGAAUUUUUACACAUCGUAUUAAUCCCCAUCAUCUUUAUUUAAAUACAUUUUUAUUUUGAAAACACUCUGAUACGACAAUUCUUAAAUACUUUUAAAAUCCCAAACCGCCAAAAACUGUCUUACAUUAAAGCAGAACAUAAAAUGCUGAACCAGAAGAACUUAAAUUUAAAAUCAAAUAUGUACGUUUAGUUGCACUUUCAAUUUUGUAUCUUUAAGCUUUUACGAGCUGUUUUCAGUUCACACUUUGUUUAAGAUUUCUUUUUAUUGAACAUUUUGAAUUAAAAUAUCAGAUCCUACCGCUAUUCUUACGGCAGCCUUAAUAUAAGUUGUUGAUGAUAAGGCUUAGAAAAAAAAAAAACAGAACAAUUGUUGUCAUAUUGAAGCGCUCUAUAGGAAGUUAAUUUUAAGAUUUAUUUAUUAUAUAUAAUACAUUAAAAACAUAAAUCUACAAAAAUAUAUAUGUAUUUGCAUUUAAGUAGGUAAACAAAUAAAUAUGCAAUUUGGGAUAUAUGUAGGUUGUUAUUAAUUAUAAAACAAAACAAAACAAAACAAAAUAAUUUUAAUUGAAUAACUAAUUUUUUACACACACUCAAUAAAUUAUUAAAUAAUAAUUAUACCUAAGCAAAUGCAAACAAGUGCGUUCGCAUAGACGAAAGUAUUCGAGCUAAAUUAAUUUUAUUUAAACAAAUUAAAAUCAUGUACUGAAACAAAUAUUAUAUAAAAUUACCUAUUAACUAACGUUUAUACCAAAAUAUUGUACCAAUAAAAGAAAAUAUUUAAAUAUAUAUACACAAAAAGCCAUGCUUAAAAUUGGCUUUAA
Molecule: messenger RNA, 3980 nt
Organism: Eupeodes corollae
Lineage: Eukaryota; Metazoa; Arthropoda; Insecta; Diptera; Syrphidae
Exons: 2
Coding region: 11-553 (180 amino acids)
Source: RefSeq, a predicted model, not a curated record